UUUCCUGGUUCCCAAGGCAGGAUGAUGAGGCUAAUGAUACGUGAGAACAUAAGCGACCUACCAUAUCACAUGGCCCAAAUUCAUCCGGUGGUUGAACGGACAUCAUCUCUAUCAUGAGUCCUACUAACCGUUUAAAGGUCAACUCGAAAAAUGAUCAUCGGAGGGCUAGAAUUCAACCAGCUCUGGAAAAUUUUGAAAUGUGGGCGAUGUUCUCACUCAUACGCUCCACUAUUUCAUAAAAUAUGUCUGAAAACUCUGGCACAACAAGGACGCAGAGAGGGCGGUGAAUGCUGCGUUUCAGGAGAGUCACUGCAAGAUCUCAACUGGGUUUGAUUGCUUUUUGUUCAGAGACUGCAAUUUCUGUCUCAAUUGAGCUGUGAAAAGUUAAAACCCUGGCACAGCUGUUGAGGAACACAGAGGACCACAGAAGUUAAUAAGUGGAUUUGAUCGGGUUUCCUCCUUUGAAAAGCUGCGUUCCAGAAGAAUCACCUCAAGAUCCCAACUGGGUCUGAUCGUUUUUGCCUCGAAAACCAUCUUUGCUUUACCAAUUGAGCUCUGAUUCACAUGGGUGAUGUUCGUAACCAUGAACCCAAAGAGGAUUCUUCAGCCCAAACCCUACUUCUUGGUGUGAAUCGAACCCAUGAGGAAGUAGAAGAAGAAUGGUGUAACACCCACCUCGAUGAGACCCUUCAACGGUUAGAGUCGUUUCUAUGCGUUCUGGGCUUCCACCAAUCCUCUGUAUUGAGUAUUGGGCUCUCGUGGACUGUGUUUUUUGUUAUUGGCGUGUUGCUUCCAGUUGUGGUGCUUGAGCUCUCCAAUUGUGAGGGGUGUGACAAGUAUCAAAUCAAGGAUUUCGAGCUCGAUAUUGUGGCUUUGCAGACGUGCCUCGCGGCUGUUUCUUUGCUUUGUCUUUCUCAUAAUCUUCGAAAGUAUGGUAUCCGGAAAUUUCUCUUUGUUGAUCGGUUCAGUGGCCAGAUGGUUCGGUUUCGGGACCAGUAUGUGCAGAAAAUUACGGGUUCAUUACGGUUGCUUGUGUCAUGGAUAUUGCCAUGUUUCUUGCUAAAGACUGCACGUGAAGUCAUUCGCAUGUUAUAUGUACAACAUGAAUCAUGGUGGCUGUCUGUUGCUAUCUUGUUAGCUUUGAUUGUGUCAUGGACUUAUGUUUCUAUGAUCUCUCUAACAGCCUGCACCUUGUUUCAUUUGGUCUGCAAUUUGCAAGUUAUCCACUUUGAUGAUUAUGGGAAACUGUUGGAAAGUGAAUCUGAUGUUUUGGUAUUUAUGGAAGAGCACAUUCGUCUAAGACAUCACCUCUCUAAGAUAAGCCACAGAUUCCGAAUCUAUCUUCUUCUGGAAUUCUUGGUUGUCACAGCAAGUCAAUUUGUAACACUAUUCCAGACCACAGGAUAUAGUGGAAUAAUUACUUUCAUAAAUGGUGGUGAUUUUGCAGUCUCCUCACUUGUUCAGGUUGUUGGGAUAAUUCUUUGCUUGCAUGCAGCCACAAAAAUUUCCCAUAGGGCCCAAGGCAUUGCAUCACUGGCAAGCAAAUGGCAUGCUAUGUCAACAUGCAGCUCUACUGAUACAUCUCAAUUGAGAACUUCAACUAGUACGGGAAAUUUAGAGGCUUACAAUAGACUGAACUCACUUCAUAUAAACUACUCUGAAAGUGAUUUGGAGUCACUGGAUUAUGUCGUUAUGCCUACAAGUGCACAAUUGGCUUCAUAUAUGUCCUCAUAUCACAAGAGACAAGCAUUUGUUGGUUGAAUCAUUCAAGCAAUUUUUUGCUCUGGCUAACGGUUGAAUAAGAUUCAGGUUCUAAAUCUUAUGCAUCGCAUAUUUUAUUAAUCUUAAUUGGCUAUGCAGUGAUGUAUUUGCAGAACAACCCCGGGGGAAUUACUAUAUUUGGAUGGACAGUGGAUCGGGCUCUCAUCAAUACAAUCUUCUUUAUUGAACUCUCACUGAUCACCUUUGUACUAGGGAAGACCAUAGUUUUCUCUUCACAGUGACAAUUUCUGUUGGCUUUGUUCAUGGCUACUCAACAGGCAUUUUCUCACCAUGUCUAUGAGAGGAAAUCAACUAGAAUUCAGGACCGUUAUGAGUUGAAUAUCAUGGUCACUUUCUGGGCAUUCCGAUCUUCUUGGCUGCUGUGCUGCUAGGCUGCUAGUCUUAAUUUAAUCAAUAGGUCUCUGCUCUUUAGCGGUUGAUCCCCUGAAAACAGCCACUGAAGAAGGCUGCAACAGAGAACCGAUUUGCAGUGCAACUGUGCAGCUUUUGGGCAUGACCAUGGUUUACAUGCCUGUGUAUAUGACAAGGGGGAAAAGAGAUCAGACCAAGAAUUCCCCGGACAAGGGAAUUCUGUUGUAAGAUAGAAUGUGUUUUUGGAUGAUCAUUACUUGAAGAAAAAUCUCCUGAACAGCUAAACUCAACCUUACUUUCGUGACAUCCCUACCUCCUUUCUUUCUGUUGCAUCAUCUCCUUCUUUCUACUCACUAGAGUCCAUUGGUGGGUUUGGAGUUUGAUUUGUGCAUGUUGUACACUAUACAUUCGCAUCCACCUUCUAUUAAAUCACCUCCGCCAGCCAAACUGCAUUGCAGUGGGUUUU
Vitis vinifera (wine grape) is the source of this 2599-nucleotide messenger RNA. RefSeq lists its product as uncharacterized. The record is from RefSeq and is a predicted model, not a curated record. Bases 565 to 1761 code for a protein of 398 amino acids. The transcript is spliced from 4 exons. Lineage: Eukaryota; Viridiplantae; Streptophyta; Magnoliopsida; Vitales; Vitaceae.